AUGGCGGCGUCUCCGGCGACUGGCGGCGCGCGGUCGUGCGAGACGCCGGAGCAGACCCGCGAGUGGAUGGAGGCCAUCGCCUCCUUCCUCGGCCGGCACCGCCCGCUCCUCGAGGCCCACGUCGUCAACUUCUUCAAGGAUAGGCUGUGGGAGAUGGUGGACGCCGACUGGAUGGAGUGCCUCCGCCGGGAGCCCGUCGAGAGCCUGCUCAUGUUGCCCUCCGGCUGCGUCCAGGACCAUUGGCCAAGUUCACUACAGGAGUUUAUACUCACUGCGAGGUCGCUUGUUCUUCCACGUGAGCAAAAAUCGCCACAAUCCUUUUUACCUAAUUCGCGCGUCGCAUCAAUUGGUACUGUUCUUGCUCAAGGCAUGAACUCUAAGAAGAAGCACGAAAUUGAAGCCCUAUCUGGGAUCGUUGAUGCAAUUGCUAGGAGUCGUGGAGCCAAGACAGUGGUUGAUGUAGGUUCUGGUCAGGGUUAUCUUGCACAAGCUUUAUCCUUUGAGUACCAACUCGCCGUUAUAGCAAUAGAUGCUUCAUCACAUCAUGCGUCUGUUACAAAUACUCGUGCAGAGAGGAUAAAGAAGCAUUAUGCUGCUAAAUGUGUAGAGAAGCAACAGUUCAAAGUGCCAAGAACUGUCACUUGUCAUGUUCUUUCUAGUGACACAUUGGCAGCUGUGACGUUGGAUGCAUGUCAAGAUGACCAUGGUGAACAUAUAACAGAAACUAACAACUGUAAUCAGAGUAUUCCUCAGAUUGAGCAACCAAAUCCUAGCAUUCCUCAAUUAGUCCUUGCUGGUCUUCAUGCCUGUGGUGAUCUUUCAGUUAAUAUGCUAAGGGUUUUCGUGUCCUGUGAACAAGUACAAGCAUUGGUAAGUGUCGGAUGCUGUUACAACUUGUUGUCCGAGAAUACAGACACCUGCCCUGGUUUUCCUAUUAGCAAGGCUGCUAAAUCAUCUAAACUGGUGCUUGGCAAAAGCAUCCGUGACCUAGCUUGCCAGAGCGCAGAAAGAUGGAGAAACCUCACCAAGGAAAUGGCCCUACAAAAUUUUGAUAUACAUGCCUUCCGAGCAGCUUUUCAAAUGGUACUUGAGAAAUAUUUCCCUGAAGUGUCAAGAUUGAGUCCAUCAAUUGGAAGGCAAGGAAAAGCUCUGCGCCGUCAAAGGCUUCGAAAAGUUAUGGAAUCCCAUUCGGCUAUGGGGAAAGCUGAUGAUUUAUCCUAUCCUAACUGCAAGGAACAAAACAUGAAUACAGAUGGUUCAUUGCCCACAGAACCAACUGCUCCUAAAGGGGCUGUCGAGUGUUGCAGCAACGAACUUUGUACAGGUGAUACUUACUCAACUUCAGCAGUUGUUGGUUCAUCCAUAUCAAGAGUUAACGUGGGACCAAGUGACACCAAUCUUGAUGAAUGUUGCAAGUUCACACUUUUCAAAGAUUUCACAAUCUCUGGAUUAGGGCGUCUUGGCUGUGGUUUUGUGGAAGAUGUUAAUCUACUCGAAAUAUGGAAGGAUGUGCAACACUUCUCCGAGUUCAUAGGUCCCUUUUGGUGCCUCCGGGCUGCUUUAGGUCCACUGGUGGAAACAUAUAUUUUACUUGAUCGGUUACUGUUUCUUCAAGAGCAAGGAAGUGCAGUUGAAGCAUCAUUGUUUCCUCUGUUUGAUCCCGCCAUGUCUCCAAGGAAUAUGGCACUAGUUGCUUGGAAGUUAACGGGUGAUCCUUUAGAACCAAGUCAUGAUAUGGGAAUGUACAAGAGAUUUCCCUCGAGCAGCGUGCCUUUAUCCAAUAAAUGCUAG
Molecule: messenger RNA, 1791 nt
Organism: Triticum turgidum subsp. durum (durum wheat)
Lineage: Eukaryota; Viridiplantae; Streptophyta; Magnoliopsida; Poales; Poaceae
Source: the annotation of a GenBank genome assembly